CUCAUUCGCGGCUCGCCCGUCUCGUACCGGAUGUUCUCGGCAGCGUCGAAAAUAUUUACAAUACGCUGAAGCGGCAAAGUAUUUCAUCGUCCACGCGGUUGAGAGAGAACUUUGCGUACGUGAUCGAAUUCAGAGCGGUGUGGGAUCGCGGUGGACAGGGCAGAAGAAGAAAAGGCGAGCGAGAGUAAGAGAGAGAAGAAGAAUCGCGCGUGACAGUCACAAUCACGUAUCCUGCUGCGAUCGUGCUCGAUGUCGCGCACCGCGUGGUGAGCACCCGCGCUUCCCGGUGACAGCUGGUGACGGCAGCACAUCAACGGCUAUUCCAGCAUAAAUGGCACUGCUAUUCACCAUGUGGGACUCGACGAUGUUUCUAAGCACCCUAACCCCAAAGUUCUACGUCGCCCUGACCGGCACGUCGUCCCUCAUCUCCGGGCUGAUCCUCAUCUUCGAGUGGUGGUACUUCAGGAAGUAUGGCACCUCGUUCAUCGAACAGGUAUCGCUGAAUCAUAUCUCGCCAUGGAUCGGCAGCAGUGACAGCACCAAUGACAACAACAGCUCGAGCCUCAACAGCUCCAGUGGCUCCUCGAAUCAGCAGAACGUGCCAGAGUGCAAGGUCUGGCGCAACCCGAUCAAUCUGUUCAGGGGCGCGGAGUACCAGAGGUUCUACUGGGCCACAGACAAGGAGCCCCUCACGUACUACGACAUGAAUCUGUCUGCACAGGAUCAUCAGACGUUCUUCACCUGCGAGGGUGACACAGGGAAACCAGAAUACGAAAUCAUGCAAACGGCUUGGAGGGAGCGCAAUCCAGUAGUAAGAAUACAGGCCGCGCACAGCGCACUCGAGCGCAAUGCCGAGUGCGCACCUGCAUAUAUCCUUCUCGCCGAGGAAGAAGCCACCACUAUCGUAGAGGUGGAAAAGAUCCUGAAGCAGGCUCUGAAAGUGGCCGAGAACAAUUACAGGAAGUCGCAGAAUACUCAGCACCAGGGCGCGAUAGCCGAGGCGAUACACAGGCGGGAUACGAAUGUGCUGAUCUACAUAAAAAGAAGGCUGGCGAUGUGCGCGCGGAAGCUCGGCAAGCUCAAGGAGGCGGUGAAGAUGUUCCGCGAUCUCACGAAGGAGGUGCCACCGAUCAUGAAUGUGCUGAACAUUCACGAGAACCUGAUCGAGGCACUGUUGGAGAUGCAGGCAUACGCAGACGUGCAGGCCGUCCUGGCCAAGUACGACGACAUCAGUCUACCCAAGUCGGCGACAAUCUGCUACACAGCGGCGUUACUGAAGGCGCGACUGGUCGCGGAUAAGUUUUCGCCCGACGUCGCCAGCAAGCGCGGUCUCACCACUGCCGAGAUGUCGGCGGUCGAGGCGAUCCAUCGCGCCGUGGAGUUCAAUCCCCACGUGCCCAAGUAUCUCCUGGAGAUGAAACCGCUCAUCCUCCCGCCGGAGCACGUACUGAAGCGCGGCGACUCCGAGGCGAUCGCGUACGCUUUCUUCCAUUUGGCGCACUGGAAGCAGAUAGAAGGCGCCCUGAAUCUCCUCCACUGCACAUGGGAAGGCACAUUCAGGAUGUUGCCGUAUCCGCUCGAGCGCGGCCACCUAUUCUACCCGUACCCGACGUGCACCGAGUGCGCCGACCGUGAGCUCCUGCCGUCGUUUCACGAGGUCAGUGUCUACCCAAAGAAGGAGCUACCUUUCUUCAUUCUCUUCACGGCCGCCCUUUGCUCCAUCACCGCGCUACUAGCCCUGCUGACCCAUCAGUAUCCGGACACCAUGGGCGUAGUCGCCCGCUCAACGUUCGCCUGGCUCUCUCAUCCGUUUUAUUAUAUCCUAGACAAGCUAGAAGCCAUCUUACCCUCUAACUUAUUGCAACAGCUCUCUAGAAUAUAAGGCUGUGUUUCUAUAUAUGAUCUCUGUUGAAUUAACGACUCAUUGUGAUAUUGCUUUAUCUUCCCAGUGUUACGAUACGCAUAUAGAUACCCUUGUCAAGUAUGUGUAUGUACGAGCUGCGACUUUGCAACUUUCUCAUGACUGAUGCUGCGACAAUUAUUUACUUAGUGACGAGUUGAACUGCAAGUUCAAUCUACGACGUUGAUAAAUGUAUUUAAAAGUAAUAAAGAGAAUUAAAUAUCUCGACA
Messenger RNA from Ooceraea biroi (clonal raider ant), 2130 nucleotides. RefSeq names its product protein ST7 homolog. The record is from RefSeq and is a predicted model, not a curated record. Lineage: Eukaryota; Metazoa; Arthropoda; Insecta; Hymenoptera; Formicidae. Gene Ontology annotation, molecular function: protein binding.